Molecule: messenger RNA, 4006 nt
Organism: Vombatus ursinus (common wombat)
Lineage: Eukaryota; Metazoa; Chordata; Mammalia; Diprotodontia; Vombatidae
Gene: RASA2
Product: RAS p21 protein activator 2
Exons: 24
Coding region: 1-2544 (847 amino acids)
Biological process (GO): negative regulation of Ras protein signal transduction; regulation of GTPase activity; intracellular signal transduction
Molecular function (GO): GTPase activator activity; phospholipid binding
Source: RefSeq, a predicted model, not a curated record
AUGGCGGCGGCAGCUCCUCUCAGUGAGGCGGCGGCGGCGGCGGCGAACGGCGCUGUGGCCGAGGCCAGCGACACGGAGGUCCGCGUGCUUCAGAGCCUGCGCGGCAAAAUCUGUGAAGCCAAGAAUUUAUUGCCGUAUCCUGGACCCAACAAAAUGAGAGAUUGUUUCUGCACCAUAAAUUUGGACCAAGAAGAAGUUUUUCGUACUCAGGUUGUUGAAAAGUCAUUAAGCCCAUUUUAUAGUGAAGAGUUUUACUUUGAGAUUCCAAGAACUUUCCAGUAUUUGUCUUUCUACAUUUAUGAUAAGAGUGUUUUACAAAGAGAUCUUCGAAUAGGAAAAGUCGCCAUCAAAAAAGAAGCCUUGUGCACCCACACUGGAAAAGAAACAUGGUUUUCCCUUCAGCCUGUUGAUUCCAAUUCUGAGGUUCAGGGUAAAGUUCAUCUGGAAUUAAAACUGAAUGAACUCAUCACUGAUAAUGGAUCUGUGUGCCAGCAGCUUGUAGUACAUAUCAAAGCAUGCCAUGGAUUGCCUCUCAUAAAUGGACAGAGCUGUGAUCCUUAUGCUACAGUUUCUCUUGUGGGACCUUCAAGGAAUGACCAGAAGAAGACAAAAGUAAAGAAGAAAACAAGCAAUCCACAGUUUAAUGAAAUAUUUUAUUUUGAGGUAACCAGAUCUAGUAGCUACACCAAAAAGUCCCAGUUUCAGGUAGAGGAGGAAGACAUUGAAAAGUUAGAAAUCAGGGUUGAUUUAUGGAACAAUGGAAACUUGGCUGAUAAUUUUCUGGGAGAGAUCAAAGUUCCUGUAAAGGUGUUAAGAAAUGAUUCCUCUCAUCAAGCCUGGUACUUACUCCAGCCAAGAGACAAUGGAAAUAAGUCCUCAAAAACUGAUGACCUGGGGUCACUUAGAUUAUACAUAUGCUACACAGAAGACUAUGUGCUUCCUUCAGAGUACUAUGGUCCUUUGAGAAGUUUGCUGCUAAAAUCCCCAGAUGUUCAGCCUAUCUCUUCCUCAGCUGCUUACAUUUUGGGUGAAGUUUGUCGAGAUAAAUACGAUGCUGUUUUGCCUCUCGUGCGACUGCUGCUGCACCACAAUAAGUUUGUUCCUUUUGCCACUGCAGUGGCUGAAUUGGACUUGAAGGAUACUCAAGAUGCAAACACAAUUUUUAGAGGAAAUUCCUUGGCUACUCGAUGUCUGGAUGAGAUGAUGAAAAUAGUGGGAAGGCACUACCUGAAAGUGACAUUAAAACCUAUCUUAGAUGAGAUAUGUGAAUCCUCAAAAUCCUGUGAAAUUGAUCCUCUCAGAUUGAAAGAAGGGGAUAAUGUAGAAAGUAAUAAGGAGAAUCUGCGUUACUAUGUGGAAAAAUUAUUCAGUAUGAUUAUACAGUCCAAUAUGAGCUGUCCCACUGUCAUGUGUGACGUGUUCUAUUCGCUGAGACAUAUGGCUGCUCAAAGAUUUCCUAAUGACCCUCACGUACAGUAUUCUGCCGUCAGCAGCUUUGUAUUUCUUCGUUUCUUUGCUGUAGCCGUAGUGUCACCUCAUACUUUUCAUUUACGACCUCACCAUCCAGAUGCACAGACAGUUAGAACAUUAACUCUCAUCUCAAAAGCCAUUCAGACUUUGGGAAGUUGGGGAAGUCUGUCUAAAAGCAAGUCAAGUUUCAAAGAGACAUUCAUGUGCGAGUUUUUCAAAAUGUUUCAAGAAGAGAGAUAUAUUGAAGCAGUUAAAAAGUUCUUGGAAGAAAUUUCAUCUACUGAAAGUAAAGAACCCAGUGGUAUGAGUGAGCCAGUACAUCUAAAAGAAGGAGAAAUGUACAAAAGAGCUCAAGGAAGAAAUCGGAUUGGAAAAAAAAAUUUCAAGAAACGAUGGUUCUGCCUCACAAGCAGAGAACUCACCUACCACAAGCAACCAGGUAGCAAAGAUGCAAUUUAUACCAUUCCAAUCAGAAACAUUCUUGCUGUGGAAAAACUGGAAGAGAGCUCUUUUAACAAGAAAAAUAUGUUCCAAGUGAUACAUAUGGAAAAACCACACAUAGAGAAACCACUUUAUGUCCAGGCAAAUAACUGUGUUGAGGCAAGUGAGUGGAUAGAAGUACUGUGUAGGGUAAGCCGCUGCAACCAUAGGAGACUGAGUGCCUACCAUCCCUCGGCGUACCUGAAUGGAAAUUGGCUUUGUUGUAAAGCUACCAGCGAGCAUGCUGCAGGCUGCACUCCAUGUACUGCAGGUGUUCCUGCAGACAUCCAAAUAGAUAUUGAUGAAGACAGAGAAACAGAAAGAAUUUAUUCCCUUUUUACCCUUUGCAUGCCUAAACUGCAGAAAAUGGAAGAGGCUUGUGGAAGUAUAGCGGUUUACCAAGGACCACGGACAGAGCCAGAUGACUAUUCCUAUCUUACGAUUGAGGACUCCGUAACAACUUUUAAAACACUUCAGCAAAUAAAAGUCAUCCUUGAAAAGCUAAAUGAACCUCAUGAAAAGUAUAGAAAGAAGAGAUCAACUAAUGCCAAAUAUGGUAGUGAGGAAAAUCCAAUUGUUGGGAAAGUGUCCUAAUCGGAUUAGAAUAUGACCAACUGAUUCAGAAGAAACUGGAAUUACUGUUUUUAUUGAAGUUUUUUUUAUUAAUAAUAUAUACUGUCCAGAGUAUUAAGAAUGGACAUUGGUUUCAAUGUUAUCUGUGUUCACUUUGUAUUUAAUAUGUAAUUGAUGGAACUGUUUGGGAAGCCAUAUCGAGGCUUACCUCCUGUGUUGUAUUGCCAGAAAAUUUUCAAGUUGAGGUUCUUUUCAUAUCAAAUGUGUUUGCAGCCAUGUUUCUGCAACUGCUUUUAAUUGGAAAGAAUAUUUCUAAGGAAAUAAGUUCUGAUGAAGGCUAUAAUCUCCCGUUGCAGACAGCUUCUCAUAGCCUGUCUGUAGUCUGAGAACCUGUGUUCACCACCAGUGCCUGCUAUAUGCUGCCAACAGUUUAUUGCAAUAGAAAAUUCCAACACAUGGCACCGACCUAUCCAGAGCUCUCCAUUUAGGACAACCAGAGCUCCCUAUUCAAAAUAAUAAUUUUCUUUGAUAAUCCAUUGAUCAUAACAAGUCACAAAGGUGACUGAAGCAAAUACUUUGGAAAACUGCCGGGUUGGUAGGUAAACCAGUGCUUGCUUUUAAAAUUUAAAUAUGAUUCAAGUAGGAGAAAUCAGGGAAUUUGUGCAUCUUGUUUACAUUUGGAAUGAGUAAUGGCAGAUGAAAAUAAGAUGAGACCACUUUGUGUUUCAAAAGGAAAAAAAAUCAGGUACUCAUUUUUCUUUAAUAGAAAUUUCAGGGUAUUAUCACUUCUGAAGACAGAUAUAUUUUCUGAAAAUGAAAAGAAAGGAUACAGUGAAAGAUGGUGGUAAGAAAAAUCACUUGAUUUCACUUACUUCCUGAAAAAUGAAGGGUCAUCUUAAAUAGGCCCAACUCAUCUCACGUUAAAGAAUUUUAUUCCACAAUAAUCACUCAGAGCACUUUACAAAUCUGGCCUGUCCCAGAUUGUGCAUUAGAUGCCUUGGAGUAUCUAAUGAUCUAAUGAUCAGUUGAAUGAUCAAUGGGGGGUUUUUGUUUUUGUUUUUGUCUUUUUGAUUCUAAAAAACAGUUCUUAAGUGAACAUGUUUGUAUUGCAUUUGUGUUUCUUUAGAAUUUGCUAGACCCGGGGAAUUUGGUUUAGCAAGUUUUGCCUGUCAGAAAUUCAAAUUUUGUUUUCUCUGAAUAAUUUGCCCUAAAAAAUGAUAAUUGUAUAGAAGCAGUAGAAGCCAGUUGCCUCUUUGCAGAUGGUAGGAGGCAUAAAUGUUGCUUCAUCAGUAUUAAAAACUAUGGUACUCUUUUAUUUUUAAAUGCAGAAACACUCCCUAUGGUACUUCGUUCUUGGAGUAUUUAUGGUUUUCUGUUUCAAACUGUGACUUAUCAAUAUAAGUCUGGAUUAUGUUGUACUGGUGACGUUGAUGUUUUUAAACAUAAGCUACAGUUUAUAAUAUAUUUUGGCAUGUGAAUUUAA